Molecule: messenger RNA, 408 nt
Organism: Centruroides sculpturatus (bark scorpion)
Lineage: Eukaryota; Metazoa; Arthropoda; Arachnida; Scorpiones; Buthidae
Exons: 12
Coding region: 1-408 (135 amino acids)
Source: RefSeq, a predicted model, not a curated record
AUGGCUCGACCUUUAUCUCUUCUAGUUUUGAUUUUUGUUACUGUGGAGGCUGCAGUAAUUCGACCAUAUAAUGUACAGAUAAUCAACCCACGUCAUCAGCAACUUUUCAUGAAUAAUCCUGCAUUGAAUCGAAUGAAUAGAUUUCGUCAAUAUCAACUAGUAUAUCAACCCAUGAAUCUUGCAUACCCCCAGGAACAAGUUGUUGCCUGUCCUCAACAUCCAAGACACUCAAUUGGAAAUUGCCCACACCAUCAACAAGUUAUUUGCCCACACCACCGACCAGAGCAAUAUGCAUUAUAUCCAGUAAAUCAGCAACAACAAUUUAUGCCUUCUUUACCAUAUCAGCAAUUACAAACGGUGUUUAUCUCUCCACAACCUCAAGAACCACCUGUAAGUAUACAUCAUUAA